AUGAUCCUGUCUAACGCCACGGCCGUGACACCUAUGCUGACCAAGUUAUGGCAGGGGACAGUUCAACAGGGCGGCAACACGUCUGGGCUGGCCCGCAGGUUCCCAGGCCACGAGGACGGCAAGCUGGCAGCGCUCUACAUCCUCAUGGUCCUCGGCUUUUUCGGCUUCUUCACCCUGGGCAUCAUGCUGAGUUACAUCCGCUCCAAGAAACUGGAGCACUCCCAUGACCCAUACAACGUGUACAUUGAGUCUGACACUUGGCAGGAGCAGGACAAGGCGUACUUCCAGGCCCGGAUUCUGGAGAGCUGCAGGGCGUGUUACGUCAUUGAGAACCAACUGGCUGUAGAGCGACCCAGUGCAUACCUUCCUGAGAUGAAGCGGUCGUCCUGA
This is a messenger RNA of Budorcas taxicolor (takin), 390 nucleotides long. RefSeq names its product potassium voltage-gated channel subfamily E regulatory subunit 1 (gene KCNE1). Bases 1 to 390 code for a protein of 129 amino acids. Gene Ontology annotation, molecular function: voltage-gated potassium channel activity involved in ventricular cardiac muscle cell action potential repolarization; transmembrane transporter binding; potassium channel regulator activity. Gene Ontology annotation, cellular component: membrane. Gene Ontology annotation, biological process: regulation of heart rate by cardiac conduction; negative regulation of delayed rectifier potassium channel activity; potassium ion export across plasma membrane. The record is from RefSeq and is a predicted model, not a curated record. The transcript has a single exon. NCBI's taxonomy places the organism in Eukaryota, Metazoa, Chordata, Mammalia, Artiodactyla, Bovidae.